Messenger RNA from Acanthopagrus latus (yellowfin seabream), 1655 nucleotides. RefSeq names its product neutrophil cytosolic factor 2 (gene ncf2). Gene Ontology annotation, molecular function: protein binding; superoxide-generating NADPH oxidase activator activity. Lineage: Eukaryota; Metazoa; Chordata; Actinopteri; Spariformes; Sparidae. The transcript is spliced from 14 exons. The record is from RefSeq and is a predicted model, not a curated record. The coding region runs from base 73 to 1569 and encodes 498 amino acids. Gene Ontology annotation, biological process: superoxide anion generation.
GAUCUCCCUGGUUCAAAUCCGACGAGCUUCCUCAAUUCGGUCUGUAACUCAGCGUACUCCUAACCUGCCACCAUGUCCUUCCUGGACACUCUGCGACAGUGGGACAAGGCUGUAACUUGUGUGGACAGACAGGAUUUGCCAGAAGCGCUCAGCAUUUUCCUGUCGAUCCAAGAGCCAAACUCCAAAAUUUAUUUUGACAUUGGCUGUCUCCAUCUCCUUAACGAAGAUCUGGAUGCUGCUGAAAAGGCGUUUGAUUGCAGCAUACGCAAGGACGAGCAUCUGGCUGUUGCCUUCUUUCAAAGAGGAAUGACAUUUUACAAAAAGCGGAGGUUUGAGGAGAGUUUAGCGGAUUUCCAGCAUGCCUUCAGAGCACUAAGAGGCAACCAGCUGAUAGAUUACAAAGCACUUGGUCUCAGAUACAAAUUAUACGCAUGUGAGGUUCUCCACAAUAUGGCCCUGGCUCAGGCUCAGUUGGGUGACUGGGAAAAGGCCCAGGAAAACCUUGUGAAGGCACUUGACUACAAGACAGAGGCCAAGCUCAAUAUCAUCGACAGAGCCCUGCAAUCCACCCUGAAACAGAAACCUUUCAAACCAGUCGAGUUCCCCUCGAAAGUGCUGUUUAAACCAAAUAAGCACUAUGUUGCUGAGCUGGAGAAGAAGGACUACCUGGGUAAAGCCAAGGUCGUUGCCUCAGUCAUUCCUCAGGAUGAAUUCUCUGGAUUUGCCCCAUUACAGCCACAGGUCAAAGAUGGUCCAACUUGUCCAAAGGAACCUGAGGUCCUAAGGGCUCUAGAAGGAGAACCACACACUGUCCUGUUUGAGUUUGUUCCUGAGACCAGUGAUGAGUUGGCUGUAGUGCCGGGCAACAUAGUGUUUGUGCUGCAGAAGGGAGCUGACAACUGGGCAUCUGUGAUCUUCAAUGAAAGAAGAGGACUUGUUCCUUAUAAUUACCUGGAGCGACUGGAGAUCUCCUUGGCCUCUAAACAGAAUGAGGGAAUACCUAGGCCUCCAAAUCGAGCACCACCGACCAGACCUGAGAGGAAACAAGGUCUCCGUCGUGAUGACAGCAGUGGAAACGUUAUGGAUGCAGAGUCUACCAACAAACCACUUAUUGUCAAAGUCCGAUUCACAUUCACUUUUGCCAUCUCAGUACCACCUGGAUCUCCCUAUGAGAUACUGAUUGAAAAAAUCAGUAAUAAACUGAAUCUCCCUUCUACCGCAAUCACCUUGAGUUUGACCUCUGAGGUAACAGGACAAAGCGUAAUCAAUGCCAACACAGAAAUGGAAAGUGUGUGGAGCUGUGCCAGUGGCAGGCACAUAACGUUGUGGUGUGACACCAAAGAGGAAACUGAUGGAAAGCCACAGAGCGAGAUUCACCUUGUGGCUCUUCAUUCCUAUGAGUCAUCAAAUCCAGAGGACCUCAAUUUUCAACAAGGCGAUACGAUCACAUUGCUCUCUAGAGGUGAGACACCAUUCAUUUGGCCAGACCUAUCGCAAAUCUUCAGAAAUACUGUGAUUUGUCCAAGAAUUCUAAUUGUAAUUCAUAUUUUCCUCUUUUUAUUUAGUUAACCAGGACUGGUUGGAGGGGCAGUGUAAUGGGAAUACUGGUAUAUUCCCUGCAUCCUUUGUGGAAGAGGUUCCUGUCAAUGACCAGU